This is a messenger RNA of Punctularia strigosozonata HHB-11173 SS5, 3568 nucleotides long. RefSeq lists its product as uncharacterized. The transcript has 9 exons. Bases 1 to 3033 code for a protein of 1010 amino acids. Gene Ontology annotation, molecular function: DNA-binding transcription factor activity, RNA polymerase II-specific; zinc ion binding; DNA binding. Lineage: Eukaryota; Fungi; Basidiomycota; Agaricomycetes; Corticiales; Punctulariaceae. Gene Ontology annotation, biological process: DNA-templated transcription; regulation of DNA-templated transcription. The record is from RefSeq and is a predicted model, not a curated record.
AUGACACACACCGCCGCCAAGAAGAAACGCGACGACCCCGCACAGCACCAACCCGACAUCGGCCAGAAACCCGUCCAGCUCCAGCGCAGAAGGGUCUGGCGCGCCUGCGAGGGUUGCAGACGCAAGAAGAUCAAAUGCGAUGGCGUCGAGCCCGUCUGCGCCCAGUGCUCCUCUUCCAACUCCCAGUGCACAUGGCUCCAGACCAAGGACAGGGCCGCCCUCAGCAGACACUACGUCCAGGAGCUCGAGGCAAGGCUCAUGCACAUGGAGUCGCUGUUCAACCAGAUAACCCCUGUGCUCGAGCAAAUGGGCCAUUCACCGGCCAGCCUCGGUUUGCCCACCGACCCGACGUCCGGCUCCUCGCUGCCCUCUCUCCCAGAAGAUCGAUCUGCCGGGACCGACGAGGAUAUGAAUGGAGGGCUCGAAACUUCGCCGGCCUUGUCUGAGCCCACCGUGAAGACGGAGGAUGACUCGAUCGACGUCUCCGAGUCCUUCGGACAGCUGACGCUCGACGAACACGGCCACAUGCGCUGGAUCGGCGGGUCUUCUACGAUGUCGCUCAUCCAGUGGUUCAAGGCACAAACAUCGUCCCCUCUCACUCGGGUGUCUCCCAUGGACGACGAUCCUCGUGCGCCCGGGCCAAGUGCCAACAAACUCUACUUUCCUGCUUCCGUCUUGUUCGGUAAAGUGCGCGCUUUACCGGGACCGGAGGAGGUCGAAUACCCCGAGCGCGACCUCGCUGAUAAGCUGGUCGAUGCCUAUUUCUCUCGCCUACAUUACCUUCUACCGGUCAUCGAUAAACCGUCCUUCAUAUCGAAGUACACCUACUUAAUGGAGAAUACCCGGAAUAUUGCCCUGCACCAAUCCGAAACAGCGUUUAUUUCGCUUGUCUUUGCUGUCUUCGCAUGUGCUGCCCGACUGGUAGACGAUCCACGCUUAUCCACCAGUGGUGAUCAGGAAGACGGCGGCAUGGGCAUGGUAUACUAUGAAAGGGCUCAGAUAUUACACUAUAUCAGCCAUGCUACCAUUCAAGUUACUCACGUGCAGUGCUUCAUCCUGAUGUCCUCGUUCCUCUGCUCGGUCAACUGCCUCCCGCAAGCAUGGCUUCUCAUAGGCCAAGCCGUAAGAACGGCCCAGGAUCUAGGACUGCAUCGGUCGCCGCGCAGACUGCUCUGCUCGCCGAUAGAGAAGGAGACCCGUCGCAAGAUAUGGUGGGGUGUUUACACGCUCGAUAGGAUGCUUGCAGUUGCUCUCGGCCGGCCGCUCGGAGUAGACGACGGUGAUUUGGACGUCGAACUGCCUGUCGACAUUGAUGACGAGCAGUUGCCGGAAUACUUCGCCGGCGCACUAAUCUCCAAGGAUCGCCCGUCCUUGAUGGCCGGCUUCGUCGCUCUUACCACCUUAUACAAGAUCGCCGGUCGCGUCCUUCGUCAGGUUUAUGGCAUCGACAAAUGCCGCGACAAUCUGGAGCCGGAUCAACGCCAGGAGCUUCAGCGAACCGUGGACGCGCUCGAUAAAGAGUUGACGCGAUGGUGUGACGAGCUCCCUCCCGUUUUCAAGUCGAAUCCGAUCAACGAACGCGACGUCUCUAUGGGUGCAGUGCUCUGCAGCCACUACUACUCCAUCCUUACGACCCUUCAUCGAAACUUCCUCCCGGUCAGGCGCGAGCAGCCCACGAAUCCUCGCUCUGUGGCGAAGGCCGUAUCCUCAGCUCGAGCCUGCAUACGUCUAGCCCCAUCGAUCAGGAACGUCGUGCCCUUGUCACACCAUCUCGCCUUCUUCAUCCAGCACCUCUUCAGCUCCGCUGUCAUAAUCCUCCUAUAUGCUAUGCACACUCAUGGCACCGCCGGGGCAAAUGUGGCGAUGGAGGAGGCCCGGAGCUGCCUCGGCGCCCUUCAGUCUUGGGAGGGAUACUGGCCAGGCGCUCGGAAAUGCAGGGAGCUUCUUCAAGACCUCACACAGACAGCGACGGAGGCGAUCCGGGCCCGCAACUCCACUGUUCCCGGUCAGCCGCCUAAUACCUUGGCUGCGGCUGCGGCUGUACCCUUGCCCGCGUCCCCACCUCUUGGCCCUGUGAGAGACCGACGGCCGUCGAUCACUAUCGCUGCAAAUGCCCAAGCCGCCCAUGCACGUGGCGUCGUUCGUAAUCGUCCGCGCCGCGAUAGAGAUAGGUCGACGGAUCCAUAUAUGUCGCGACGACACCAUGCAACCAGUCCGUACAGGGUAGACAGUGCUGAACGCGCUAGGUCGAGCUCACGCAGAAGAGGACACGAGGACGACGCUGUUGGGCCUAGUUCGCCUACAACGACCUCCUUCUCGCAGUCAUACAGCAACAUGCAUUAUCAACCGACAGGAUUGAGUCCGCACAGCUCGCCGAACUCAAUGCGCGGUCUUCCGUCGCCGACGAUGCCUGUCAUGGAGUCCAUACCUCCCCUUCCUGCAGCGCAAACCGUCGCGUCCAAUCUGACCGGGACGCCUCCCAACUUCGGUCUAUCUCCCAUGCACAUUCCGUCGCCUCCGCGGUUCGAUUACAGCACGUUCGCCGUGUCCCCCUCUCAGCCUAACUCUCGUUCACCCAGCCUUGCCAACGCCACGGCGACCACGGGCUCCACACCAGAACGAUGGACAGGACAGGGUCAGACCAUAACCGGCGGCGCAUCAGGACUGUACAGUGUCGAUCAUGCUGCGUUCGCGCCUUCCCGGGAUACCAUGGCCCCUGCAGAUACCACCAUACCUACCUUCGACACAUCAGCGUCCUAUAAUCUUUCGGAUGGCAUCGGGGUUGAUUUUCCCAUCACGCCUCCGUAUGCCUCGUUCUCGACGCCGGGUUUGCCUUUCCGCGGCCUUGACUUCAUCCGCAGUCUCGACUUUAGCAACAGCGACGCGUUCAACGAUGCCGGAGUCAGCCAACGGAAUUCCUGGCCUAUCAUCGACGGUUACGCUUAUGAUCCCGAUCUCGCCUUCAACAUCGGCGACUUCACGAACGAUACUGAUAUACAGAACCACGCUGCCGCCGGCGGGCCCUCGACCUAGAAGCCACAUUCAACCUUGGCUUGCUUGCGGGGCACAGAAACGAUUAUACCAACCAUGUACUUGUGCUGUAUCCAUUACUUAGUAGAUUACUGUAAAGUAAUGUAAAUGUUGAUGCUUUAAUCACGAUUCCACCAUGAUGACUGCUCAGGAGAGACUCCCGUUCCUCUGGUAUGGAUAAAGACUCGCAGGGAUGUGAACACUCCAGGCAUUACAUUACAUCCAUACAUUACAACGGGCCUCAUAGCCGGAACGUGGUGUCGUAACUAGCAGACAAAAAUACGACCCGGCGUGGCCACGCACAUCUACGGACCCUUGGGCUCCGGUGUGAGCUGCUUGAUGGAGCCUAGGUGAGCGCCCGCAGUGUUGCCUCUGAAUCGUUUCCUCAUAUCAAGUAGACCCCGUUUACAUUCGAAAGUUGCUUUCCUAAGGUCCUGACAUUCUUGGGGCAUCUCGCUCAUAUGAUUGCGUAGACAGUCUGAAGGGAGAUUCCCUUGCUUCAUGACGCAGUCGGAGUGUAUUAUACAGUCUUUGAAUG